GGAGGCCGGACCUGGGAGCCGGGCGGCGGCGGCGGGGGCGGUCAUGGCGGAUCUGGUGCAGGGGCAGAGUGCUCCAGUGGGGAUGAAGGCGGAGGGCUUCGUGGACGCCCUGCACCGGGUCCGGCAGAUUGCUGCUAAAAUUGAUUCAGUUCCUCACUUGAAUAAUUCCACACCUCUAGUGGACCCCUCGGUGUAUGGAUAUGGAGUACAGAAACGACCCUUAGAUGAUGGAGUAGGUAACCAGUUAGGGGCCUUGGUACAUCAAAGGGCAGUAAUAACAGAAGAAUUCAAAGUGCCUGAUAAAAUGGUUGGAUUUAUUAUCGGCAGGGGAGGUGAGCAGAUUUCACGGAUUCAAGCAGAAUCUGGUUGCAAAAUUCAGAUUGCUUCAGAGAGUUCUGGGAUUCCAGAGAGGCCCUGUGUACUUACCGGAACCCCAGAAAGUAUUGAACAAGCCAAACGGCUCCUGGGGCAGAUUGUGGACCGCUGUCGAAAUGGACCUGGCUUUCAUAAUGACAUAGACGGCAACAGCACAGUCCAGGAGAUUCUUAUCCCUGCAUCGAAAGUGGGUCUGGUCAUCGGCAAAGGAGGGGAAACCAUAAAGCAGUUGCAGGAGCGUACAGGUGUGAAAAUGGUCAUGAUCCAGGACGGCCCGUUGCCCACAGGAGCAGACAAGCCUCUUCGCAUCACUGGAGACCCAUUUAAAGUACAGCAAGCGAGAGAAAUGGUACUAGAGAUCAUCCGAGACAAAGACCAGGCUGACUUCCGAGGUGUGCGCGGCGAUUUCAGCUCCCGCAUGGGAGGAGGCAGUAUAGAGGUGUCUGUGCCUAGGUUUGCUGUUGGGAUCGUAAUAGGAAGAAAUGGGGAAAUGAUCAAAAAGAUCCAGAACGAUGCUGGUGUGAGGAUUCAGUUUAAACCAGAUGAUGGGAUUAGUCCAGAAAGAGCUGCACAGGUCAUGGGCCCUCCAGAUCGGUGUCAGCAUGCAGCGCAUGUCAUCAAUGAGCUGAUCCUUACAGCCCAGGAAAGAGAUGGCUUCGGAGGCCUGACAGUAGCCAGAGGAAGAGGCCGCGGCCGUGGUGACUGGAGCGUGGGAACCCCUGGUGGUGUCCAGGAAGUUACAUACACAGUGCCUGCAGAUAAGUGUGGCCUCGUCAUAGGCAAAGGGGGUGAGAACAUCAAAAGCAUAAAUCAGCAGUCAGGAGCGCAUGUGGAGCUUCAGCGGAACCCCCCUCCCAACACCGACCCCAGCCUGCGAAUAUUCACCAUCAGGGGGAUUCCUCAGCAGAUCGAGGUGGCCAGACAUCUCAUAGAUGAGAAAGUUGGCGGUACCAGCCUUGGAGCGCCUGGAGCCUUCGGACAGAGCCCCUUCAGCCAGCCACCUGCCGCACCUCAUCAGAAUACCUUUCCUCCGAGGAGCUCAGGGUGCUUCCCAAACAUUGCUGCUAAAGUAAACGGAAACCCCCACAGCACCCCUGUGAGUGGUCCUCCAGCCUUUCUGACCCAGGGCUGGGGCAGCACCUACCAGGCAUGGCAGCAGCCCACACCGCAGGUCCCAAGCCAGCAGAGCCAGCCGCAGAGCAGCCAGCCCGACUACAGCAAGGCCUGGGAAGACUAUUACAAAAAACAGAGUCAUGCCGCCAGCGCUGCUCCUCAGGCCAGCUCCCCGCCAGAUUACACAAUGGCCUGGGCGGAGUAUUACAGACAGCAGGUCGCUUUCUACGGGCAGACACUAGGGCAAGCGCAGGCCCACAGCCAGGAGCAGUAGACAGCGUCCUCGUGCCUGGUUUUCCCCUCGAAAUCGUUGUGAAAGAAAACCUAUUUGUAACAGAGGUUUUUAGAUAUGCAAACCUUUUGAUGAAGAACAUUUGUUUUGUUCUGUGAAACACUAUAUUUAGAUUAACAAUUUUUCUAAAAAUUGGGAAAAUUAGUUACUAAAAAUUGCUUAUAAUUUUGUUUCAUUAUUUUUGUUUGUUAUUUCAAAUGUGUAAGCUCUGGGAUUCUUUUUGGAGCAAUACCUGCAAAUUCAGGCACCAGAAUGUGCCUCAGAGCAGUGACAUUUCAACAUCAUGUUUUUUGUUUUGUUUUGUUUUGUUUUCGUGUCUUUUUAUGUUGCAACAGAAAGUGGCUUGGAAGUCUUAGGUGGUAUGUAACAAAUUCUUUAAAAAAAUUUUUAAACAGUAUUUAAAUAUUCUUUAAUGUGUAAAUUCAUUAAAUGUUUUACUUCUAAUUUCUUGUAUCUUGGCUGUCUGGUUUUAUUGCAUUUUUUAAAAAAACUGAACUAUUAUGUAUUGUAAUUAAUUAUGUGAAUUCUGAUUGAGACAGAUAAUUGUAUUGCUGUCCAACGGGGAAGGGGGGUGCAUUUUAUAGGGUUUGUAUAAUUUCUAGAGUUCUAAAGGGGUAAUAUAAAAAUGUGUUCAUGUGUUUAGCCUACUUUUCUUCAUGUCUCCAUUACCGGCUGCAAUUGUGUAUCUAAGACCUCCAAGCUUGUUUUAAAAACAAAACAAAAAACCUUUCUCUAUUCUCUGAAAUAUAAAUAGUGUUAUUUUUAAUAUUAAAAAAUUCAAUAUAACUUUUAACAAACACUGUGGAACA
Molecule: messenger RNA, 2589 nt
Organism: Cynocephalus volans (Philippine flying lemur)
Lineage: Eukaryota; Metazoa; Chordata; Mammalia; Dermoptera; Cynocephalidae
Gene: FUBP3
Product: far upstream element binding protein 3
Exons: 19
Coding region: 44-1762 (572 amino acids)
Biological process (GO): regulation of gene expression
Cellular component (GO): cytoplasm; nucleus
Molecular function (GO): mRNA binding
Source: RefSeq, a predicted model, not a curated record